ACACGGACUCAUUUAGACGUUGCUCCUCCGGUCUCCUGGCAACCGACGCUUUCUCUCUAAAAUGGCAAAGUUUGUGCUCGCUGGUAAAUCGGACUGUCCCUACUUUGCCAAAGCGGAACUUUUAGCCGACGCUCUGCAGAGAUGUCUACCAGACUUCAGAGUCCACAAGAUCUCAGUCCUGCCAGAGGACUGGAAGGAAUGGCUGGAGGUCACGUGUCAAAGAAAUGGCUGGAAACACGAGCACUCCCCUCUGGUUUGGAGGGAACUGGUGGUCCAAGGUGGCAAAGGGAUGCUCCUGGGGGGCUUCAGUGACUUCCUGGAGCACUGCCAGGAAUACUACGGGAUCACGUCAGACAUGCCCACAGACCUGAUGCUGAGCGUUGCUGCAGAAAACCUGCAGGCCAAACUGAAGCAGACCGCAGAAGAGCAGCGGCGCGUCAGUCUCAUUCAACCCUUUCACAUAUGGAUCAGCGGUGCUCUCAGCCCAGUCUGCCACGUUCUGAUCCCCAAGCUGCUCUCUGCCGAGGUGUUCCCCGGAGUUUCUCUGAUCAGCCUCCAUCUGCUGGACCUCGACGGGACUGAGGAGGGUUUGCAAGACCUGAGGAUGGAGACCCAGGACCUGGCCCUCAGUAUUCUCCAUCAGGUGACCGUUCACACAAACGUGGAGCAAGCAUUCAGGCACGCAGACGUCGUCCUCCUGCUGGACGACGGGCCGGCGGAUGGGGAGAGCGACCCUGAGGAGGACAGAAGGACCAGCGUGAAGAAGAUCUCCGAGCGGUACAGAGAGUACGGACGACUGAUCGACUCCAGAGCGAGGAGGGAGGUGAAGGUGAUGGUGUCUGGCGAUUCCUUCGUGAACCUGAGAUGCUCGCUGCUGGUGGACUCUGCCUGUUCAAUUGAGAGCCGGCAAUUUAUCGCCAUGGCGACGCAGCUGGAGAACGAAGCGAAGGCCAUCAUUGCGAAGCAGCUGAACGUGAGGGCGUCAGAUGUUACAGAUGUGAUCGUGUGGGGAAACAUCAGCGGCAUCUUCUACAUCGACGUGCAGAUGGCGAAGGUUUUCAACUACGACGGGGCAGUGAAAGGGCCGCCGUUCUUCUGGCAGCCAGUCCUGAAGGUCCUCCAUGACAGGAAGUGGUUGGAAACUGAUCUCCAGUCCUUGGCAGGACGCCGGCGAGGAACCGUGACUUCGAAGACGGGCCGGGCGGCCGGCAUGGCGGCGGCCAACGGCCUCCUCGCCGUCCUGAGGGCCUGGAGCGGCGCCGGGGACACGCAGGAAGUCCUGUCCGUGGGCGUGCCGUGCACAGGUCACUACGGCGUCCCGGAGGGCGUCGUCCUCUCGGUGCCCGCCGCCUUCAGGGAGGGGAAAUGCUCCCUGCUGUCCGAGCUGAGCGUCGGAGACAAGCUGAAGGAGAGAAUCCAGCUGUCCCUCGACGAACUGCUGCAGGAAAAGAAGCUCGCAGAGGGAAACAACUGACAUCUGCAAAUAAAUAAA
Messenger RNA from Salarias fasciatus (jewelled blenny), 1492 nucleotides. RefSeq names its product putative malate dehydrogenase 1B. Gene Ontology annotation, molecular function: malate dehydrogenase activity; oxidoreductase activity, acting on the CH-OH group of donors, NAD or NADP as acceptor. The transcript is spliced from 10 exons. Lineage: Eukaryota; Metazoa; Chordata; Actinopteri; Blenniiformes; Blenniidae. The coding region runs from base 62 to 1474 and encodes 470 amino acids. The record is from RefSeq and is a predicted model, not a curated record. Gene Ontology annotation, biological process: malate metabolic process.